AUGAAGACUGUUAAACCCAAAUACCAAUACCAUCGGAGUAACUCCAAUCGGCGUGACAAUAAUUCAUUCCAUUUUACAGUUAAUGGAAAUAUUGUUAGAGUUUGUAAAUCAUUUUUUAAAUCUACUCUGGAUAUAACAGAUAGACCAAUAAGAACUAUAGUAAGCAAACAGGCUGCAUGUGGAGGAAUGGUGGCACAGGAUCUCCGAGGAAAACAUGGCAAACAUCCUAAUCUGGAAGCGAGCAUAAAAGAAGGAAUCCGAAACCAUAUAAACUCCAUACCAAGAAUCGAAAGUCACUAUUUGAGAGCUCGUUCUUCUCGUGAAUAUAUCGAAGGUGCUAUGGAGUAUAGUAGUCGAACAAGGAAGAUGGUGGCAGAUGCCCUAGAAAUGCAGAAAGAGAACUUGGCAAUAUGUCAAAUUGCUGAAGUGCCUGGAACAAGCAAUGGGCUUGACUCUGACUCUGGACCUGAAGAAGACCCAUUGGGUUCGGAUGACUCCAGAGCUGACCCGGAUUUCAGUUCCAAUACCAGUGAAUCAUCAAGUGAUUCCAAUGGAGGUUUCGCAGAAGAGACUGGCCAGAGUUCGCACCGCUGCUCAAAUGUAGCUAGAAAAGUAGUAAAUUGCAGCCAGACAACCAAAACUGGAAGAAAGCGUUUAAGGUUCCCGGAAAAGUGGCGAAAAAAUGCUGCAAAAGCUCUGAGAAACGAAGGUAAAGAAUACGUGUCAGUUUCGAAAACCAGAAAAUUGCACCCUUCUAGGACCAUUCUGCCUCCCUGUGGAGACAAAUGCAAGCUGCAAUGCAGCAAGAAAUUUACAGAUGAAAAUCGUAAAACUCUUUUUUCCGAAUAUUGGGGCUUAGGCAAUUUACAUAGGCAACGAGACUUUUUAGCCACAAGUAUGUCCCUAGUUCAGCCUAAGUAUCAAUAUAAACAGGACGGUAGCCAUCGCCAACAAAAUAACGCUUUUUACUUCAUCCUGAACAAUCAAAGGACUCGCGUAUGUAAAUAUUUUUUCAAAGCUACACUAGCUAUAAAUGACAGACCGAUUAGAACAGUGGCUCAAAAAAAGGCAUUAGCACCAACUGGGCAAAUCAUAGAACCUGACAGACGAGGUAAGCAUGGGAAACAUCCAAAAUUGGACGAAGGCAUAAAAAAUAGCGUAAGGAGUCAUAUAAGAAGAAUACCAAAGAUAGAGAGUCAUUAUGCGCGCUCAAAUACGACCAAAGAAUUUAUAGAAGGAGGGAAAUCCGUAGCAGACCUUCAUAGAGAAUAUGUAAUGCUUUGUAAAGAAAAAAAGGUUGCAAGUGCGAACUACAAUAUGUAUUUCAAAAUAUUCAAUGAAGAGUUCAAUCUAUCUUUUUUCGUUCCUAAGAAAGACCAGUGCGACUUUUGUACUGCUUUCGAACAAAUGAGUGCAGAAGAGAAAGCUUCUCAAUAUGAGAAGUAUAAUGAACAUCAAAAAGAAAAAGAACUGUCAAGGGAAGAAAAAGAAAAAGACAAAAAUUCAGACAUGCACGUAGCCGUGUAUGACUUGCAAGCAACAUUGCCCUGCCCCAAAGGAGAUACUUCUAGUUUCUACUAUAUAUCAAAGUUGAAUGUGUAUAACUUCACAGUUUUUGAUCUAAAGAAGAAAGAUGUUGACUGCUAUGUUUGGCAUGAAGGCCAUGCUCAUAGAGGUGCAGACGAAAUUGGGACAUGCGUGCUCAAAUACCUAGAAAAUAUUAACACUAGAGCUGAAUCACAACAAGCGGGGAUUGAUGUAGUAUUUUACAGUGAUAACUGUGGGGGCCAACAAAAAAAUAGAUUCUUGUUGUCGACGUAUCUUUACGCUAUUUCACACUUUAACUAUAUAAGAAGCAUUACACAUAAAUAUCUUAUAACAGGGCACAGUCAGAAUGAGGGCGAUAGUGCUCACUCUGUGAUAGAAAGGCAUAUUAAAAGAUAUUUGAAGUCUGCUCCAAUCUACACCCCUGAACAAUAUUACAGUCUAAUCCGUACAGCUAAAAAAACAGGAAAUCCAUACAAAGUCACAGAAAUGUGUCAUUCAGAUUUCUUUGAUUUGAAAAAUCUACCAUUCCAAAUGCAGUACAACAAUUUCACCAAUAACGCAGAUAACGAAGCUUUCAAGCUUUCUGAAGUAAAGGUUAUUAUGAUAUCCAAGGAUCACCUACAUACUGUAUUUUACAAAAAUUCCUACAGUGAACAGGAAUACAAAAAAAUAAUUGUGAGAGGCCCCUCAAGAAAGAAUCACGACCUCAAUAACCAAUCGGUCGUGCUUAAAAAAGCAUAUCAACGCAAACCAGGGAUAAGUGAAAAAAAGAAAAACUCGUUACUAUCCUUAUUUAAAAAUCCUAAUAAGUCAACCGUACCACGAGUUUACUUAGAUUAUUAUAAAAAUUUAUAA
Messenger RNA from Acanthoscelides obtectus, 2403 nucleotides. The record is from the annotation of a GenBank genome assembly. NCBI's taxonomy places the organism in Eukaryota, Metazoa, Arthropoda, Insecta, Coleoptera, Chrysomelidae.